Molecule: messenger RNA, 1184 nt
Organism: Myxocyprinus asiaticus (Chinese sucker)
Lineage: Eukaryota; Metazoa; Chordata; Actinopteri; Cypriniformes; Catostomidae
Product: macrophage mannose receptor 1-like
Exons: 5
Coding region: 51-1166 (371 amino acids)
Source: RefSeq, a predicted model, not a curated record
UGGAGACACAGACACACAGGAAUUAAGAGAGAAACAGACACAACUAGAAAAUGGAGCGAAAAACAUUUAUCACUCUUAUUCUCUCAGCUGUCUUCAGUUCAUCUGCAUGUGUUCCACGUCAGUAUCACUUUGUGAAUCAGAAACUGACCUGGACUGAAGCUCAGAGAAACUGCAGAGAGAAUUACACAGAUCUGGCCACCAUUGACAACAUGAACGACAUAGAAGAGCUGCUGAAGAGUGUGAAUGAUGAUCAGAUUGAGCAUGUCUGGAUUGGACUGCAGAAGACUGUCAGUUAUAAAUGGAAAUGGUCUCUGGGUGACCCUGCGUUCUACACAGGAAUUAAUUCACAGUAUCGCAACUGGGCAUCGACUCAACCAAAUUAUGAUGGUGACUGUAGUAACAUGAAUCCUGGAGAAUGGAAUGAUUUUCCUUGUGAUAGCAGCUUAACUUUCAUAUGUUACAAUGGUGAUAAAGGAUACAUCCCUGUACUUCAGCCUAUGACGUGGAGAGCUGCUCAGAUUUACUGCAGAGAGUAUCACACAGAUCUGGUCAGUGUGAGGAACCAGACUGAGAAUCAACAGAUUGAGAAGAUCAGGAAUAAUGCACCAGUCUGGAUCGGUCUGUUCAGAGACUCAUGGGAGUGGUCAGAUCAGAGUAACUCCUCAUUCAGAAACUGGACAAACAUAGGUAAUAAUGGUGGGGGGAAUGACAAAUGUGCAGUGGUUGGGGUCAAAACAGACCAUGGACAAUGGGAUGACAGGCGCUGCGAUGAUAAAUCUCAUUUUGUCUGUUAUGAAGAUAAACUGGUUUUGGUUCAACAGAAUCUGAGCUGGACAGAAGCUCUGAAAUACUGCCAAGAGAAUCAUGUGGAUCUGGUGUCAGUUAACUCUGAACAGAUUCAGAACUGGGUGAUGGAAUUGACUAGAAAAGCCUCCACUGCUAAAGUGUGGUUGGGUCUACGUCAUUCCUGCACUCUGGGCAUCUGGUUCUGGGUGAAUGGAGAGAUCUUGUGUUAUCAGAACUGGGCUGCAGGUAACGGGACAGGGGUGGAAGACUGUAGUGAAGCAGUGCAAGUUGGAGCAGUUCAGUCUGGAGGAGAUCAGCGCUGGGUCAGCCUUCCUCAAACUGACAAACUCAACUUCAUCUGCACCAACUAUGAUGAGUAACAAUGUCUUUGGAUGUGA